AUGGUCAAGAAAGGACAGUCGAAAGGUGGGAAACCUGGUGGGGGCGGAGGCGCAAAGAAACCAUCUCCAGCAACCACAACCGGCGACGAUAGCUUCAUUGUUUUCUCGAACUCCGAUAAGGAUCCGAAACCGAAAAGACCUGCGACCGCAUCUGCCGGACCUUCAAAUCUCGAUGGUCCCGAUAUCUUAGGCGAAGCUCCAAAACGACCCGAUGUCAAGAAGAUUAUUGGAGGGGCAUCAUGGACAGGAAAAUUGCCGGUGAACAUGCUGUCAGAGCACUGCCAAAAGCAGAGAUGGGAAAAGCCAGAAUAUACCAUGAGCAAAACACCAGAAGGAUAUUCCUCGAUGGUUAUUCUCAAGGCUAAGAACCCUAAAACACAAGAGCUCGUUCAACUAGCUCCUUUCAAAUUGCCUCCUAGUCAUAAGCAUCUUGCAGCGAAACCCACAGCCCUCGAGGCUCGACACUUUGCGGCUACCUAUGGACUCUUUCGAGUGUGCAGUAUGCGAAAUAUACACAUGAUGCUUCCUCCCGACUACAGAGACUUGUGGAAGGGCGAAUUCGAAGUUCUUAAAAAGGAGGAUAUCAAGGAUGGCCGCGGGUGGCAAUAUGAGGCAGACCCCUUCCAAGCCUUGAGAGAACGAGAGGAAGCCAAAGCCUUGAUGGAGAAGAGGCGCGCGGAGCAGAAUAAAGCGAAGGAGAAGGCUCUCAACACACCGGGUGGUCCAGGAGGCGUCGGGUUGGCACUUCGCAACGGAGGGUCUGGUGGUGUAAAUUCGGGAUCUCAUAACAUCCAAAGAGGUUGGACUCGAGUACCCAAGAUCGAAAUGGGCAAACGAGCGCGCACAAAUGUCGAAAAUCUCAUACGGAAAUACGCAAUAUGGAAUCCCAAUGGUGUUCGGAUGUCCGAUUUUCAGAAGCAUUCUAUUAUUAAUGAGUUCAAAAAUCUACAAUUCAGAGAAAGCCAUGUUGAAGAAGCAGUUCAGGAAUGCAAAGAUCGCGAGGAAACUCUGGAGUGGUUGCUUAUACACGUUCCUGAGGAUGAUUUGCCACGUUGGUCUUUACCCGAGGGUUAUACUGCGGGUAUCAGUAUGGGAAGCAGUGAUUUAAAGAGAGAAGGUGCAAUUAAGCGUCUUGCAGAGGCUGGGUAUUCGAUAGAUCUGGCCAAACAGAUUUUUGACAGGACAGGGGACGAAAGUACAGCUGCGGAAGCUCUGCAGAAGAUUCUUCUGUCCAGUGGGCAAGAAGAUGACGCCGUACCCGAUGAAGCUGAAAGCUGGGCCGCCGAAGAUGCGAAAGAAAGUUCUUUGACCAUUUGGGACGAAGAACUGACGAGUCUACAAUCUGUCUUUGGCGACCAAUUUUCUCGUCCCUCGAAAGACAUAUGUCGUGUCACAAUAAAACCUUCAAAUAGAGGGCGAAACGCGGAGAUUCAGCCAGUGCUGCAAUUUAGAAGAUCGUCUGAGUACCCACAAAAGCUUCCUGUCAUUUCAGUACACGCUGCGCUCCCUUCAUACAUUCGUCUUAGUGUUAUGAAGCAAGCUCUGAAUCACGCUGCUGACAACCUCCUGGGAGAACAAAUGCUAUUUUUUCUUAUCGAUUGGGUGGAGCAGAAUCUGUACAGCAUCGUCGAACGGCCGGGCAAGCUGCGGGAUAUUGCAGCUGCAGCUUCCAGCACGAGUGAAGUGCGGCCGAUUCAUAGAAAAAGACAAAAGAUAUCACGACAUCCUAGACCGAUUAACUGGACGCCAGACCCACGAAGUAAAGAAGAAUGGGCUAGCAGGCAAACUAAUCUUAAGCUUCAAUCGAGAAUUCAACAGCGGAAAACUCUUCCUGCUUGGGAGAUGAGAGAAAUAAUCAUUGAUACAGUUGAAUCUCAUCAGGUUACAAUCAUCUCUGGAGAAACUGGUUCGGGUAAAUCUACUCAAUCAGCACAGUUCGUUCUUGACGAUUUGUACCAGAGAGCACUGGGUGGGACUGCCAAGAUAAUCUGUACUCAACCUCGAAGGAUUUCGGCUCUUGGUCUCGCGGAUCGUGUGAGUGAUGAACGCUGCUCUACGGUUGGACAAGAAGUUGGCUAUAUCAUUCGUGGCGAAUCAAAGGUUACACCAAACACUAAAAUAACUUUCGUGACUACAGGUGUACUUCUCAGAAGACUUCAAACUAGUGGAGGAAGCAGUGACGACGUCGUUGCGAGUUUAGCAGAUAUCAGUCAUGUAAUAAUCGAUGAGGUUCACGAACGGAGUUUGGACACCGACUUUUUACUUGUAUUACUUCGAGAUGUCUUAAAACAGAGGAAAGACUUAAAACUCAUACUGAUGAGUGCCACCCUUGAUGCUGGUGUUUUUGAAGACUAUUUCAAGAGCAAUGGCAAAGUAGGCAGAGUUGAGAUUAGUGGCAGAACGUAUCCUGUUGAGGAUUAUUACCUUGACGACGUCAUUCAGAUGACAGGUUUCAAUUCUGGCCGUGGUGGAAGACGAGAUGAAGAAGAUGCGGAAACGUCUGGCAUGGAUGCCGAUGUUGCUGCUGCGAUCCAAAGCAUUGGAAUGCGAAUUAAUUACGACUUGAUCGCGCAGACCGUCAGAGAAAUCGAUGCGGAUCUGACCUACCAAAAGCAGGACGGCGGUAUACUUAUUUUCAUGCCAGGUCUGAUGGAGAUCAGUCGUACGAUCGAUGCUCUUCGAUCAAUACCGAACCUCCAUGCUCUACCGCUUCAUGCUUCACUUCAAUCAUCAGAACAAAGACGGGUAUUCCCUCACGCUCCGCAAGGCAAGCGAAAGGUUAUCGUCGCCACAAACGUUGCUGAAACAUCCAUCACCAUCGAUGAUAUUGUUGCAGUAAUAGAUACUGGACGUGUCAAAGAAACGAGUUACGAUCCACAGAACAACAUGCGUAAGCUCGAAGAAGUCUGGGCUUCGCGUGCAGCCUGUAAGCAGAGACGAGGUCGAGCAGGGCGUGUUCAAGCUGGCAAAUGUUAUAAGCUGUAUACACGCAAUGCCGAGAUGAACAAAAUGGCCGAACGGCCAGAGCCUGAGAUCAGGCGAGUUCCGCUUGAACAACUUUGCCUUUCUGUCCGCGCUAUGGGUAUCAAGGCUGUUGGGAAAUUUCUUGCAAGUGCUCUUACGCCGCCAGAAAGUCUAGCGGUUGAUGGAGCGAUGGACCUAUUGGGUAGAAUGGGAGCAUUGGAUGGAGAUGAUCUGACUGCUCUGGGACGACAUCUGUCCAUGAUUCCAGCUGAUCUACGAUGUGGAAAGCUUAUGGUUUAUGGCGCUAUGUUUGGGUGUCUUAAUGCAUGCGUCACUAUUGCUGCAAUACUUACCGUGAAGUCACCGUUCGUCUCGCCGCAGGAUAAAAGGGAUGAAGCGAAGGUAGCUCGAGCGCGGUUCGCUAAGAAUCAAGGUGAUCUUAUUGGAGACCUAAAAGCUUACGAGCAGUGGGAUGAGAUGGUCAACAAUCGAAGUAUUCGACAGGGUGAGAUUCGAAAUUGGUGCUCUGAAAACUUUCUUUCUUAUCAAACACUAAACGAUAUCUCUUCCAAUCGCACGCAAUACUUAACAUCCCUUCGCGAACUAUCGUUCAUUCCGUCAUCCCCAGACGCCUAUCAAUCCUUAAACAAGAAUAACGACAGCACCACUCUCCUACGAUCCCUGUGUGCCGGUGCCUUCAACCCCCAACUCGCGCGUAUCGACUUCCCAGACAAGAAGUUCGCGCAAUCCGUCUCUGGUGCCGUUGAACUCGACCCUGAAGCCAAGACCAUCAAGUACUUCAACCAGGAAAACGGACGAGUCUUUGUCCAUCCAAGCUCUACCGUUUUCGACGCGCAAACCUUUCCGGGUAACAGUGUCUACAUGAGCUACUUCAACAAAAUGGCCACUAGCAAGGUUUUCAUACGAGACCUAACGCCUUUCAACGCCUACACCGCACUUCUCUUCUCCGGCCCUAUCACCCUCGACACUCUUGGUCGCGGUCUCGUCGUAGAUGGCUGGCUACGACUACGUGGUUGGGCUAGGAUAGGAGUCUUGGUGAGUAGACUGAGAGGUAUGCUUGAUGAUGUAUUGGCGAGAAAGAUCGAUGAGCCGGAGCUUAAUUUGGCGGGUAAUGAGGUUGUAGAUGCGGUUAUGAGACUUGUUGAGCUGGAUGGUUUGGAUCAGUGA
Molecule: messenger RNA, 4152 nt
Organism: Glarea lozoyensis ATCC 20868
Lineage: Eukaryota; Fungi; Ascomycota; Leotiomycetes; Helotiales; Helotiaceae
Product: P-loop containing nucleoside triphosphate hydrolase
Exons: 5
Coding region: 1-4152 (1383 amino acids)
Cellular component (GO): intracellular anatomical structure
Molecular function (GO): ATP binding; protein binding; RNA binding
Source: RefSeq, a predicted model, not a curated record